AUGUGGGGGCAUCACGUUGCUUGCGGUUGCAACGUUUGCAACUGCCUCCCUCGCCUCUUCCUGCUGAUCUCCCAGGGGAGCGGCUUGCCGUUGUUCCUCGAGGGAGUCGGCACAAGGCUGAGAGUGCUCGAGGCAGAGGUCCUGGACGAGCUCUUCAGAAGGGGCUUCGUGGAAGGGAGGCUGCGAACUCCCAACCUGGCACCUGGACCACCGCCCACUAAGGCUGCUGCUGUGCCUCCGGUGGAACCUACACCGCCUGCCAAUGCACCACCGCCUGCUGCUGCACCGCCAAGGCAGAGCCAAGAAGGGGCCUCCCAAAACGAACCUGCUGCUGAGCCCAUAAGGGAGGAAAAGGCUGAAGCCUCCCAAGCUGCUGCUAGCCUCCAGGUAGAACGCUCGAAAGAGGAGGUCGACCUCGCGAUUUACCCGAAGAGCUCUCCAAGCGCGCCCAGCCAUUUGGCUACCCCUGUGACCCCGGUGAAGGCUGAAGAGGAACCCCCGGAGGCUGAGCCAGGAACAGGAGUAGAGGAAGUAGCCAAAGCAGCAGGUGAGGAGCCCAAGAGCAAGGAGAAGAGGAGAGAAGCCACUCCGGAAGAGCCAGGAGCUCAGGUCGGAGAAGAGACAGGUCCAGAGGUCGUCAAAGAAGGGAGAGAACUAGAACUCCCAGAUCGGAAGGAGGUCCAGGGUGGGUGGGGCCAGUCCCAUACUCAGAUCACGCAAGGUGGUCCACAGGAAAGUCAAGAGGAGUGGUUCGCCGACCAAACGAGGAGCUCUACAACAGAAGAAGGAGAAGCGAAGGAAGUAAGAGAAAAGCUUUGCAACACAUUGACCAUGGCUGAUAUCCCCCGCUUGGGGACUCUGUGGCUCAAGGAAGCGAUCUACUAUGGCCGCCCUGUGGAUCUGGUAGGCAGGUUCACCAAUGUUAAGCUCGAGGAUGGGCAGCCUAUGGGUGAUUUCCAAGUCACAGGUACCAAGGAUGAGGCACUGUUGAGGGCGUUGUCAGGAAAGCCAGACCGCCUACUAUCGGUGCACCUGUGUCCAGACGAGUGCCCUGCGACCCUGACUGAUGAGUUUCUGGUGCAUGGCAAGGCCUACAUAGAGGUGGAAGCCCGUGGUCUCCCCUGGUACAACAACCUGGUGGAGGUCGAGGCUGAAAGGCCACCAAUGGAUGAGCUGGUCAAGCUGAGAGAAGAGGAGAGGAGACAGGCGGAGCUAGCCGGAAGAGGGGAGGAAAGGCCUCCCAAACCCGCGAAGAAGGAGAAGAAAGCCGAAAAGAAAGACAAGAAGGCUAAGGAGCCAGAGGCUGUGGACAAGAGGAGAAGGUCAGACAGUGACGAGGAGUUGGAGAUUGGCCAAAAGGCACCUCGUCUCCUCUUUGCCAAGACGGGCUUGGAUCCAGAGGCGAAACCGAGAAGGCAGUUCUUGAAGAAGGCCAGGAAGGUAGGGCGUUCAAAAAAGGCCAAGAAGAAGCGAAGUCGAUCAUCGCACUCAUCCAGCAGCCCGGGUUCUUCAAGCAGCUCUAGUGCAGACUUCAUGGACAACGUGGGCUUGUUCGACAGUGAGAAAAAGCUCAAGUCCAUCUGGAAGCGUUUCCCGGGGGCUCUGGCAUGUAGCGCUGCCACAGAAGCCAAGCAGCAGCUACUUACCGCAUCGGGGACGGUUUGCGGCCUCGAUCGGCGCCGAGUCGAUCCAGUGUUUACGCCCUAUGCGAGACAGUGCUUGAUGAGCCAUAUGUCCCCGCCCAUGGCUCAAGAAACUUUGACCAUCGCACAGGGGUUGGACUUACUUCUCCAAGGACAUGUAGCAGGUGCUUGCGACUUGCUGGCCCAACGCAUGAAGAGCCUCGAAUCUUCAUCUCGUGGUUGCCAUUGGACAGUUUCCAGACAGAUGGAGCUCGUCAAGAGCGAUGGUGCCACUAUGGCCGAAGAAGGCGAAGCCCAUGAUGCUGCGAGAAGAGCAAGGGAAGAAGAAAAGUUGCGGGCUCUUACAUCGAGGUCUACGAGUGCAAAGCCUUUCGAAUCUGGAGGGCAGGCCAAAGGGGGGAAACGAGGGAAGGAUUGGAAGGGUGCCAGCAAAGGGAAGCAGGAUGAAGGGAACAAAGGAAAAGGUAUGGCCAGUGCAGGUGAGGCGAUCUUUGAGGCUGGGCAGACGGCGACAGGAGACGACACGAGGCUGGCAGAGGCAGAAGCAGCAAGGAUGUUGGCAGGCAGCAGAACAGAAGAGACAGAAGCAGCUAUUGAGGAUUUGAUUGCCUCGGCGAUGAACGGGGCACUACAAUCGGAGGGGAGUAAGUUAACCCUGCUAGGCAACACUUGGCGUGUCCCGGUGGUGGCUUGGCUGAUCUCCAACUUGCUGGUGGUGCUGGGUUUCAUGACCAAGCUGUGCCCCCAGGACAUUGUGGACAGGUUGCGACCAGGACUAGUUCAGAAACUUUCAAGCUUGGUCUCUUUGAAAGGUGAAGACCUCCUACUUCAGGCUCCCACCGAGGACGACGAGGACGACGAGGACGACGAGGAGGACGAGGAGGAGGAGGAGAGGAGGACGAGGCAGGAGGAGGCGGAGGAGGAGGAGGAGAAGGAGGAGGAGGAGAAGGAGGAGAAGGAGGAGGACGAGGAGCCGAAGUACUAUCCGAGUGGCUGGGAGCCGCCUUUCAUGUGCAUCUACCCUCGCCAACGCCUCAGGGAUGACAUUCCCGUGGACGUCGGCCAUAUGGCACCUGUGACUCCGCCGGCUUUAUUGGGCAUCUGGCGAGGUGAUGUUUUGGCGUGGCCGUUACCGGCAACACCAAUGUCACCUAGGACGCCCGAAGCGCCACCUCCAACCACGCCCACUGAGGCCAUGGCUCCGGCGGAUGGAGCCUUGGUGACGCUGAAGGGCAUGGGAUUCGAUGACUUGAUCGCCACAGCCAGCCUGCAAGCUGCAGGUGGAAACCUUGAGAAGGCCAUAGUGAUGCUCACAAGCAGCUAGGCACCAAAAGGUGCUAGCUGGGGGUGGUUCUGAUUGAACCCAGAGGCGCAGCCUAGGUCAUGCAUUGGAAUGCUU
This is a messenger RNA of Cladocopium goreaui, 3042 nucleotides long. NCBI's taxonomy places the organism in Eukaryota, Dinophyceae, Suessiales, Symbiodiniaceae. The record is from the annotation of a GenBank genome assembly.